AUGGCCCACAAGAAGAAGAAGCCAGCGUUACCAUCUCCAAAGAAUACGAAGAACAUCAAGCAAAAGACUAUCGCUGGUAGGUUGCUUCGUCCAUAGUCUACCUCCUCUAUCUCGUAUCUCAUAACUAAUGAGUAUUGAAGCGCAACCCAAACUAGAUGGGUUACCUAACGAGCUACUCUUCCAAAUCUUUGAGCACCUUAAUCCUGUUCAUGCAACUUGUGCUGGCCUCACAUGUAAGACACUCUGGGUAAUCCGCAAUAGACCUAGUCGCCUCAGCCCUCGAAGCUAUUUCUCUACGCAGACUACAUUUCUCUCGACCCAAACGAAUUCAGUGUCGAAGAAUUUCGGUCCAGCGACGACGAUAGCCAUCGCAGCCCAUUUGCAUCGCAGAGACUGGGUUGGGAUCAACAACCCCCGCGUACUUAUGGCUAUUCUCACCACUUCAUACCCUCAGACUCAUACAAUGGAAAAUUCUUUCUGUGUUCUCUCCUCCACAAUUGGAUGGGUAAAGCGAAUUAUGUCUACGAUAAAGACAAAAGGAUAUUUGUGCUGA
Molecule: messenger RNA, 553 nt
Organism: Hymenoscyphus albidus
Lineage: Eukaryota; Fungi; Ascomycota; Leotiomycetes; Helotiales; Helotiaceae
Source: the annotation of a GenBank genome assembly